CGAACGGCACCACGCUGCACCCCCUUCCAUCCCCUCCGGUCGCUGUUGUGACUCACCUCCAUCCUCACCCUGCACCCCCGACACAAAGGAGCGCCCCUCUCCCUCUCGAUUAUCAACACAACAUGUCACGAUUCUUCCACGGGAGCGACAGCUCCAGCGAAAGUUCCUCCGAAGAGGAGGAGUUGUACAGCGACGAGGAGCAACCACGAGCCCAACCAGCCGCCACCGACAACUCUGACGCGGAUUCGGACGAUUCUGAUGAUGAUGACGACGAUGGCUCGUCAAGCAGCAGUGAUGCAGGCGGCAAGACGGGCGCGAGUAAAUUUUUGAUUUCCGAUUCGGAAGAGGCAAGCGAGAGUGAUGAGGAGAAAGUCACCGUCGUAAAGUCGGCCAAGGACAAGCGAUUCGACGAGCUCGAGGGCACGAUCCGGUUGAUUGAGAAUGGCGAGAAGAUUGGCGACUGGAAUGCGAUCAACGACAACUACGACAAGAUGCAGAGGCAAGUGCCGGUCCUCGUGCGUGACCUGGAUGGCAAACCACCCAAGAUGUACAUCAAGAUCAUCGCCGAGCUCGAGACGACCGUGCUGGAGGCGUUUGAGAAGCAAAAAGUCACCCCGAAGAAGAUGAACCCCAUCGCACAGAAAGGCCUCAACGCGCUGCGGCAGAAGAUCAGGAAGAACAACCGCGACUACACCACCGAGCUUGAGGAGUUCAGAAAAGAUCCAGAUGCGUACAUGAAGGAGGACGUCGUCGAAGAACCCGCCCCGACCACUCGGAAGCCCAAGAAGUCGCUGCUGCAGAAUGAGAACUCGCUCGGGGCCGGCGAUGAUGGCUUUACCAUGGUGGGAGCAGGUGGCAAGGCCAUGGUCUACACGCCCGAGAGUAUCCUGAAGCAUCUGCGAUCCAUUGUGGAGUCUCGUGGAAGGAAGAACACGGAUCGACUUGAGCAGAUCCGGGUGAUGGAGCGAUUGCUCGAUGUUGCCACGACCACAUACCAACGCAUCCGCGUCCUUCUAACGGUCAUCGCGACUCGAUUUGACUUGACAUCCGGCACCGGCUCCCAAAUGUCGCAGGAGCAGUGGAAACUCGCACAGUCGGAGAUUGCCCAGCUUCUUGGCAUUCUGGAAGGUGACAAGGACAUUGUCGUUGUCGAGAACGCCGAGGAAUGGGAGGACGAUGAUAAGCAACCGCCCAUUGUCUCUGGCGACCUGUUCAAAGUUCCGGGAAGCGUGGUCUCAUUCGUUGAGCGCCUGGAUGACGAGCUCACGAGGGUCCUCCAACAUGUCGACCCACACACGGCGGAAUACGUGGAGCGACUGCAAGACGAAGGCUCAUUGUAUACCACCAUCGUCAAUUGCAUGCUGUACACCGAGCGUUUGAAGGCCGACAAGCGCUUGGACGCAUCCCAAGAUACCAUCAACCGCGUCGUUAUGCGCCGCCUGGAACACGUGUACUUCAAACCCGCCACGGUGAUCUCCAAGGCCGAGGAGGAUACCUGGAAGGUCGUCCCGGCCAAGGUGGAUUCCGCCAUCACACCUCGCGCGCAGAGUAGCGAUGUUUCCAGUCUCGUGCAGACGCUGGCCACCUAUCUCUUCCAGCACGCAGACGGCAUCAUCCGCGCUCGCGCCAUGCUGUGCCAGAUCUACUACCUCGCUCUGCACGACUCCUACUACCGCGCCAGAGACAUGUUGUUGAUGUCGCACUUGCAAGAGACGAUUGGCAGCUUCGACGUCAACACCCAGAUCCUCUACAACCGCACCCUCACUCAAGUCGGCCUCUGCGCCUUCCGCGCAGGCCUGGUCUACGAGUGUCAAACGGCGCUGCAAGACAUCUGCGGCAGCCAACGGCAAAAGGAGCUCCUCGCGCAGGGCUUGCAAAUGCAACGUUACUCCCAAAUCACUCCGGAGCAGGAGCGUCUCGAACGCCAGCGCCAACUUCCCUUCCACAUGCACAUCAACCUCGAACUGCUCGAAUGCGUCUAUCUUACAUGCAGCAUGCUUCUCGAGAUUCCUACCCUGGCACAGGCCGGCUCCUCGCCGGACCUGAAGAAGCGCGUCAUCUCCAAGUCGUACCGCCGCAUGCUCGAGUAUCACGAGCGACAAAUCUUCACCGGCCCGCCGGAGAACACGCGAGAUCAUGUCAUGCAAGCCUCGAAGGCCUUGGCUGCGGGAGAGUGGAAGAAGUCGGCUGAGUUCAUCACAUCAAUCAAAAUCUGGGAUCUAUUGCAGCGUCCUACCGAGACCAAGAAGAUGCUCGAGGGACAGAUUCAGGAGGAAGGCCUCCGGACGUACCUCUUCACCUAUGCUCCCUUCUACGACACGCUCAACCUGGACACUCUAGCGGGCAUGUUUGAUUUGUCCACGAGCAAGGUCACGGCGCUCGUGAGCAAGAUGAUUCACCAUGAAGAGCUCGCCGCCGCCCUUGACCAAGUCAACUCAGCCAUCAUCUUCCGCAAGGGAGUAGAGUUGAGCCGUCUCCAGAGCCUGGCGUUGACACUUUCGGACAAGGCGCAAGGCCUGAUUGAGAGCAACGAGAGGGUAUUGGAGCAGAGGACACAGGGUACGGCCAAUGCCUUCCAGAGGCAGGAUGCUGGCCGCGGUGGCCGAGGCGGGAGAGGAGGCGGGAGGGGAGGCGCGAGAGGAGGACGAACGCAGGGACAGAUCCGGAGAGGCGGUGAUGGAGGAUCGAGUGGCUUUACGGGCGGGGCUUUGGGCAAUGCGAUACGGGCGCAGUAGACAUCCGGCUAAGGACCUGGGCGUUUGUGGUGUCUGUUUGAAAGGGAGCGAUCAUAUGCCGGCUCUGCAUUGGUCCGCUCUGAGGCACCGCACGAUAGCUGCAAGGCAAUGAGAUGAGAAGUCGCAUACAUGACAUUCCGGCGCAUGCUGCUGUCUGCUAUAUUCUGAACUAUUGAGCUCCCGCUGGGAGUAUCGUCAAUCAUAGCCGGACAGUCUAUGCAAG
Molecule: messenger RNA, 2958 nt
Organism: Neohortaea acidophila
Lineage: Eukaryota; Fungi; Ascomycota; Dothideomycetes; Mycosphaerellales; Teratosphaeriaceae
Product: eukaryotic translation initiation factor 3 subunit 8 N-terminus-domain-containing protein
Exons: 1
Coding region: 123-2735 (870 amino acids)
Biological process (GO): translational initiation
Cellular component (GO): eukaryotic translation initiation factor 3 complex
Molecular function (GO): translation initiation factor binding; translation initiation factor activity; RNA binding
Source: RefSeq, a predicted model, not a curated record